Molecule: messenger RNA, 7902 nt
Organism: Cololabis saira (Pacific saury)
Lineage: Eukaryota; Metazoa; Chordata; Actinopteri; Beloniformes; Belonidae
Gene: rab11fip3
Product: RAB11 family interacting protein 3 (class II)
Exons: 14
Coding region: 1121-4420 (1099 amino acids)
Biological process (GO): regulation of cytokinesis; endocytic recycling
Cellular component (GO): midbody; endocytic vesicle; cleavage furrow
Molecular function (GO): calcium ion binding
Source: RefSeq, a predicted model, not a curated record
GAUGGGACUCUGCUGAUGCUGAUGCGAGAGUCUCCGGCGCCUGUGAUUAACAUCGUUGGACUGAUUGUCGUGUGAUGGACCUUCUCGAUCUCAUUCAACAAGCUCGUCGUUUCCUAGUGGUUUACGGAUGUGCUUUAUGGGUGCUGGCACAAACGAGGGCAUGAGAUCGGAGGAUUUCUGAGGAGAAAGCGCAGUUUUCGACUCGUCACUCGUCUGGCCUGUCUUGGCUGACACAGGUGGAUUUGACGCCGCAAAACGGCGACCAAAGGACGAAAUAACACCGGGCUGUGACUGAGACAGCUAUUUGUGUCUCGUAUGCUGCACAUUUUAAGUGAAAAGGAAACGGCUGGGUGUGUUUAAACGAGGCGGGGGGAGAUGGACUGUGUAUAGUGUUAGCCUGCUAGUGCGGCUAAUGUCGCUAGCUCGUCACGGAGCCCGCUCGACCAAUGGGAAGAGAGGGGGGCGGGGCUACGGUCCGUUGCUGACUUAAAAGCGUUUUCUGCACGCGCGCGUCUCAUUAACGGCGUUAAAACGGAAGGUGGAAGGUGUUUGAGUCUCGACGACGCCUGGGCUCAGUUGACGCCUCUUUAGCGAAUUUACAGUGCAUUAAGUUGAGAAAAAUCCUCUUAGAAGCGUUAUGUUGACAAACACUUACGACUUACCGCGUUAAUUCGUAUUUUGUUGUUAACUUGAAGACUCAAGUGUGUUCAAGUGUUCAGCAGCUCCAGGUCGAAGUGAAAUUAUUGAUGUUGCUGAAAAAAUAGGGCAGCAUCUAAGAGUGAAUCCACGAUGACAGAAAAGCACAUAGUGAGUCAAAGCUAGUUUAUAUAUAUAUAUUACAAAUAAUUCACCGUGGCGUUUAAAGCCAAGCAACAAUGAAAUGUAAAUAACAUGUUAUCAAAACUACUGGUACUGACUGAGUUUGCUCUUAUCUGUAAAACCUGGUGUAUUUAAUUGUUAAGAGGUAACCAACAAUUCUCUCGAUUAUUUAAUUCACUGGAGGUGUAUCUAGCCACAUAAAAACAUGGCGUUAAAGCUGGUGAACUGGAUUUUGACGACAGCAGUCAGAUAAAACGUCUCCCAACUCUUUCAAGUUUUCUAGGAGGGGUAGCCAGGAUAAAUGGAGACGACAGUCCUGUCUAGCCCUCUGGGGCUCACGCAGUGGGAGGCCGACCAGACAUUUCCUCUGGGAUUUCAACUUCUGGAUUCAGACAAUGAAGCUGUGCUCUGUCAAAGUGGCCAGACAGGUUUGGGUUUCAGGAAAGGCGAUCAGGGUGAAACUCUCAAACAAAGUGAGGAAGAAAAGGUUUUUGUGGAUAAGCCGGACGAGUUGGAAAACUUCAUAAAUGCCUCAACUUUUUCCUGUGGAGAUUUGCAGUUUUUCGGAGGACACGCUGCAAUUUCCCAAACUUCUCUCAAGCAAGAAUUGUCUUGCACAGAAAAAACUGAAGGACUUGAUGAAAUCAGUGACUGCACUUUGUCGUGGCUCUUUUCUCCAGACUUGGCUGAUGUGAUUGGGAAAACCUCUGCCCGCAAGGAGCUGACUCUGACACAGGAUUCCCCUCUUGAGGGGUCGGAUGUCCUCAUUAACCAGGCUGAGCAAAUGAGCCUCAGUAUGCCAUCUUCACAUACAAUAUCAGAGGACAAUUCUGAUUUUAACACAAGUGAUCCAUUUUUGUUAGUAGAUCUUUCGAAUGAAAACUCUUGUCUCACGCCGACGUCUUCAGGGGAGUUGAAUGCACAGGGUGUCACUGAGGAGCUGGAAUACCUGCCACAGGAGGAGCAGACAGGUCUCCCUCCCCUACCGAGCAGUGAGACUUUGUCACCUGAAACCGGUCACAAAAGUUUAUUCCCUGAUCAAGUGACUGAUCUGCCUGUAACCAGUCACUCUACCCCUCUAGGUUUAUCUGAGACCUGCCUGCAGCCUAACCAUAUCAAGAAACUCCAGGAGUGUUUUGAAGGAUCUGUGCCUUUGUUGGAUUUAGAGGUUCCAGAUUUUGACAACGGUGUCAGCCUAUGCCCCGUCGGUUUUGAAUCCGUCUGCACAGGUAAUUCUUUAGAUUUAUCAACAGAAGAGUUGGGGCUGGCACAAGCUACUGUAAUUGGAGAUCUUCCUUCAGAGCAACAAAGUGAGAAUGAAUCACUUGCUCUGGGUUUGUCGGAUGAGCCUUCUUUCCUGACACUGCCUCUGACUGAAGAUGCUUCCAUUCAGGGUGAUCUCACCACUGAGAAUAACUCUGUGGAGAAUGUUUCCCAGGAUUUGAUGGAAGACGACGUUUGUUUUGGAGCAAAAAAUCACGGGCAUGAAACAAUGGCUUUGGAUCUAAACUUGACUGUUGAAGAGGCCCAUAAUGACGAAUCGUGGGACUUGAAACCACAGGAGGGUGUGCAGAAUGGAAGUGCUAUCAGUCCAACAGCUGAGCAGACGGAGGAGAAGCUGACGCACACCAACCAGCUUGAGGAAUCAGAUUGUCAUGAAGUGACUUCCUUGGAUUUUUCGGUUCAGGACGUGAACACGUCUCCUGAAACUGGGUGGACUAGUGAGCAGGAUGUGGUGGCCAUUUCUCUCUCUAAGAUGGUGGUAGAUGACUCACUGCCAAUGGUCUCAGCUGAGAAUACGAGGGAGGAAGAUGUCUCUCCGCUAAAAGCUGUAUUCGAUGCUUUAGACCAAGAUGGAGAUGGCUUCGUUCGUAUUGAAGAGUUUAUGGAGUUUGCGGCUGCCUAUGGGGCCGAUCAGGUAAAGAAUCUGACCAAGUUUUUGGAUCCCAGUGGCCUUGGAGUCAUCAGUUUUGAAGACUUUCACCGUGGAAUAUCUGCAAUUAGCAAUGGUGGCCCAGAACCACAGAUCUACAAUGUAAGCUACAGUCCAGGGGAUGGAGCUGUGAGCUGUCCAGAGGAGUAUGAUGAGCAAAAUGAGGUGACAGACAGUGCAUACCUGGGCUCUGAGAGCACAUACAGUGAGUGUGAAACCUUCACUGAUGAGGACACGGGAGCCCUCGUACCUCCUGAGAUGCAUGAAGAUGUGGAGACAGACAGCGGCAUUGAGGCCACGCUGCACGAUCCUGAAGAUGCUGGAAACAGGUUUUCCCUGAACUCUGAGCACCACAACCACUCCUUGGUGACAGUCAUUGGCGGAGAAGAGGAACACUUUGAGGACUUUGGGGAAAGUAACACCUCUGAGCUGUCGUUAGAAACCAGUGUGGAAGGAUCUGUAGGACAAAGUGACUCCCCUCCGCCCCCUGACCAGGUCAAUGGCUCAUCAGUUCUCUCUCCCAGUGCAACCGCUUCUCUCCCUGACUGCUUUCAGAGCUUCCUCAGGGAGGAGGCGCUGGACUUUUUCUGUAGCCAAUGUCACAAACAAAUAAGUCGUCUCGAAGACCUCUCCACUCGCCUCAAUUUCCUAGAGAUGACUAGUGCUGGGAAGAGGCUGUCCAGCAAGAAAGUGGCAAGACACCUCCUUCAGAAUAGUUCAAUGACACUGGACACCAUGAGUGACUUAACGCGGGACAUCCUGGAACUUGCUGACAACGACAUCACAGACAAGAUGUUGCUUCUUGAGCGUCGAGUGGCAGAGCUGGAGAAGGAGUCCGAGGCAUCGGGAGAGCAGCAUGCGCGGCUGCGUCAGGAGAACCUUCAGCUGGUGCAUCGGGCCAAUGCACUGGAGGAGCAGUUGAAGGAGCAAGAGCUCUAUGCUGAUGAGCAGCUACAGAUAGAGAUUCGACGCCAAAAGGAGGCCGUGAGCAAGCUGGAAAGAGAGAAGGGGCUGGAGCUGGAAAACUUACAGGCUAGGGUGCAGCAGCUUGAUGAGGAGAACAGUGAGCUUAGAUCCUGUGUUCCAUGUCUUCGAGCAAACAUCGAGAGACUAGAGGAGGACAAGAGGAAGCUGGAGGAUGAAGGAGAGACUGUGUCUGACAGGCUGAAGGAGGAGACAGAAUCACGCAGAAAGAUGGCAGACAAAUUAAGUCACGAGCGUCACCAAAACCAAAAGGAGAAGGAAUCCACUCAAGAACUUAUUGAAGACCUUCGUAAACAACUUGAGCAUCUGCAGCUUUACAAGCUGGAGGCUGAAGCAAAGAGAGGUCGCUCUCCCAGUGCAGGCCUGCAAGAGUAUCAGACACGCACCCGUGAAGCGGAGUUGGAACAGGAGAUCAAACGACUGAAACAGGACAACCGUACUCUGAAGGAGCAGAAUGAUGAAUUAAAUGGCCAGAUUAUCAACUUGAGCAUCCAGGGGGCCAAGAACUUGAUGUCUUCCUCCUUCUCAGACUCUCUGGCAGCUGAAAUCAACUCUGUGUCUCGUGUAGAAUUGAUGGAGGCUGUUCACAAACAAGAGGAGAUCAACUACAGACUCCAGGACUACAUUGACAAAAUCAUUGUGGCUAUUAUGGAGUGCAACCCUGCCAUCCUGGAGGUCAAAUAAACACCAUCAAGCCAGAAGGUCACUCACAGUGACUCCAAAAGCUGUAAAAAAUACAUAUACUGGAGACAAGAGGAUGACGUACAAGAAAGGAUGGAAAAAAAAAAAAAGAAUAUUCAGACAUGCUCUGACUUGAGGGAGGAAAAAAAACUGUAAAUCAAUGCACUCAACUCAACCAAUCAUCUCUGAAAAUAAUUUAGAUUUCUAAGAAGUCCAUGGCUGGCUAUGUGAAAUAAGGUUUUUGUUCCCCCCCUUUUUGGGGGGGGGUAUCCCUGAGCCUGUGUACAUUUGUAUACGUUAGUCCUUCUGAAAGCACUUUGGUUCUGGUGACUUCCAUUUAUUUGGCUAGAGGGACCCAAGUCUCCCCUGUUGAGUGAGUGAGUGAGUGAGUGAAUGUGGAAAUGUGUGCAAGAUGUCAAUGUAAAAGACCGUCUUACCGUCCUCUUUCCAAAAACAAUGUGUCAACGUUUGAGCUAAGAAAAUCAGUUGUACCUAAAGGCCUUAAAAGAAAAGUGAUCAAGGCUCAGUUCGGUCUCGGCUGGAAUGAUGGUAUGUGGGCAGAUAGCAGCUGAACCACGCUGAUUCGUGUCUAAUCACAAGUCGUAUGAAGUGCUGGUCAGAACAGUUUGUGUUGAACAUUUUUAGAGCUUGCUGUGCUGCCUACUGGGCUCUGCGUAUGCUCUGUCCUUUAAAUAAGUUUAUCUGUCAUUCCAGUGAACCCAAGUGAGGGACAUUUUCUGCUGGUUUCCAGACUGAAAUGCCUGGAGGGUUUAACUGUGUGUAAGUGUUUGUGUGUGAGGUGUUGGACAUUCCCUUGUUUGCACUGUUUUUUGGCUUUGAACAAGCUUGGUGACACUAGAAGGGGUGAAAAGAGUGACAGUCAGUCAUUCCUGUGAACUUCAAUGUCACAAAUGAAGGAACCGGGUGCUUUUGUAAUAACUUCAUGGUUUAUCUUUUUUACUAUGAAACAGGGUCCUGGAGUUCACGUGGGCUGGAAAAGCACUACUUUUUCUGCGAAUCUCGUUAGAUGGGAUAAUGUCUCCGACAGAAAUUAACUUGCUUAUACCGACUUAACUCUCCAGACACUUGAGUUAAGCUAGAAUGGAAGCCGAUAAGAGAAUGGUAGUUUUAUUUUUGUACGCACAGCCCACCUGACCCAAGUUCUCUUGCUGAGUGAAAUGGAAAAGCAUAUCCAACUUUUUUUUUUCCUGUUCAUUGUCAGUACAAAAAAAAAAAAAAAAAAAAAUCACUGACAGGCUCUGUGAAGAUUCAAAAGCGCUGGACUUUGCACUAUGUUUUGAUUUAAUUAUUGUUUUUGUUUGAUAGUAAAAAAUAAAUAUGUAUAUUGUGAAAGGGAUCAAGUUAAAAAUGAAGCUAAUUUUUUCAGCCUGGAUGAAUAUGAUGAAGUGUGAGAUUUGGCUGCAGCAGGCAUGCCAGCAAAGUUGGGACUGGUGUGGACUGCGGAAGCCUCCCUCGUAUUUAAAAAGGAAAAGAGAAGCAUCACACUAAUGCCAUCUUUAAUCAAACAAUACUGCAGCCAUGUCUUGUGGAUUAAUUGAAUUUUCAUUCUGAUGCUGUAUUUUUCUCCAACCGACUGAAGAAGGGAUGGCAGACCUUGGUAGCAAUAAUGCUUGACAAGACGAUGGACACUGGUGGAUAUUUUGAUGAGGAACACAAUAUAUAAACUGAUUUUCGACUGAUCGGUACUGUACAGCCGUCUCUUCUGGACCUUGAAAGACCUGGACAUGGAACAUACUCAGCAGGCAUCUCUAAAGACUUUUUUUGUGGACGUUGGGGAGGUUGUUUCCAAACAGCAUGGCAUUCUGCACCAAUAUGCUAAGAUAUUCUAUUUUUCAUCUUUCAUCUCUGUCUCACUGCUCCUCUUCACCUGCCACUCCAUGGAAAAUGGCCUUGGAUGUAAAUGACUUGUAAAGUUUUUUCUACACUCAUUCUAGAUUCUAGGUAUUUUUAUAGUCGGAAAAGAAAAGAGGACUUCUUUUUCGUACGCAGAAGAAACAUCUGCCUGUAUUCUUUAGCAUGUAGCGUGUACAGCAUCAUCAGGGUUUUUUCCUCAUUUAGAAAUCACUUGCAAAUAUUUAUUGGGCAACAACUUUCACUCUGAUCUGUUCUGCUGAAUUUAUGUUGAUACAAUAUUGAACUCACAGUGAGAGAUGAAUGCACACUUAUCAAAUCUGUGGUAGAGUUUAUCAUAGGGUAAAAACAGGAUUUAAAAGUUUAUCAUCUGUGUGUUACCAUCAUGUGCAAAAAGCUUGAAUGUGACCUGCUUACAAUGGUAGUUGUUGAGGUCUGUGCACUUCUCAUAAUGCUGACGUUUUGACCUUUCCAAGGUUGUGAUUCAAAUAUAGCAAGAGUCUGCAGUUUCUACUGUUGUCUUCCCAGAUUGAGUCAGGUACUGCAUGGACACAGAUUUUUUUUUUUUUUGUCUAUUUCUGAUCCUCAUGUUGGACUUGUGUUUUGACUGACAAAUCAUACGCCAUUACUUCUGACAGCAGAGGUGUAGGAUGUGAGACCUCGUUAUAUCAGCCUGACACCUGAAGUCUCCCACACAGGCUUGUGUAUUUCUGGCUUUCAAAGGGACAGAAGGUUUUUCCUACAGAUUUACAUCUUAUUUCUUUAUAAUGAGGGGAAAUGUGACACAGAGACAGUAGACUUGUAUCACAUUGAAAUCACUUCUAUAAUUAAUAUAUUGUCUGUUUUACAGCAGAUAGUUUGAGGACCAACAUGGCUGAAAACAGCAAGAUUAGACACUGAAACCACAGAGCUAACAAAACAUUUGCUUUCAGCAUAUCUGAAGAAGAUGGCACUUUAACCAGAUCUACUUUUUCCAUUUUAAUUCCUGCUCUAAAAUGACCAAAGAUGGAUGUUUGAACUAACACGAUAUCACUAUCUGUUGGUUUGUGAUCCCUUUUGGGAGCACUCUUCUCUCGUAACUCCGCACUCUCAUCUUUCCCUAAUUAAAAGUAAGAAACUGGCCUGCUAGUCUAAACACUGUGCCUCUGUGUCUCAAACUUUGCCUCUGAACUAACCUGAUAACAGGGCAUGGGUAAAGCACUGACUAUGUGACUGUCAGUUUGUUUAAUUUUAAUGAUGAGAACCGAACUGUAAAUAUAAAUUGUCAUAUUCGUGGACUAUUUUCUUUUUCUCUCACACUCACUUCCAGUGUCCAAAGAAAGUUUGCUCAAGGCACAAACAUCACUACUGGAGUAGUGCUUGGCUUGCCAUUAUGUGACAUGGGAAGAUAAAGAGAAAUAUAGUAAAGAGAAUAUGUCGAACUUAAAUUUAUUCCUAUUUUCAAAGAUAAAUGUAUAAAUUAUAACAGUAUUGGGUACAGCUGCAUAUUAUUUUUGAGCUUCCCAAAAUGAUCUUAUUUUAAUUGUUACUAGGGAAAUACGUCAGUCAUUGUAAAAAGAGAAAAUGUAAAGGUAAGCAGUGAAAUUAAGAUGAGAAAUAAAUGAAUAAAAUGA